AUGGUGUCCCAGCAGACAACUCAGAACUAUGCUGAGAAUGCUUCUACUGCCGACGCGGACACCAACUCUUUUGUAAGAACUUCAUUGUUUUCGGUGCGAUGGAUGAUUGAUGGCGGUUUCGAUGCCUACGCAGCAUACCUGCCGAAGACGGUCAUUCGCCUCGGCGGUCUCUCUGGCAGCCUGCGUGGCGCGCAGAGUGAAUACGGUUGCUCCUUAGAUGGAAUCGCGAGUGCUGAUGUUUGGUGCUGGCCCAACAAGGGUUGUUCUAGCCCAUCUACGUCGUCAAAACGGCCAUAUCAUGUUGUUGUUAUCGCCGCACAGGUAGUCAAAUUGCCCGUGUCUCUCAAUGUUGCUGGCCAACAUAUCGACCUUCCGCGGGAUCAGGCCGCUGCGUCUGCCAUAUUGGACAAGCUGCACAAUAACAAUCCGUACACAUUCGAUUUUGUGGUUGAGGCGACUGGGAAUGUUACAGUCCUUGAGGGCUCGAUCAGCCUUGUCCACAGGCAGCUAAGCCGGUAG
Aspergillus udagawae is the source of this 519-nucleotide messenger RNA. RefSeq lists its product as uncharacterized. The coding region runs from base 1 to 519 and encodes 172 amino acids. The transcript has a single exon. The record is from RefSeq and is a predicted model, not a curated record. Lineage: Eukaryota; Fungi; Ascomycota; Eurotiomycetes; Eurotiales; Aspergillaceae.